UGGGCCCGUUCACACCUAAAAGGUCGCAUAGGCAUAUCAAAGGUCGUCUUAGAAAAUGCUCCAAAAGGCACCACUCUCUUUGAUUUUGCUAAUCAUUGGUACAUGCUUUCGUAAAUCCCAAGCAGCCCUGGGUGGAGAAACAUGCACCGUUCCUGCCGUAGGUAGCGGUGCUGGAGCCAGCGCACAGUGCACUUCUACGGAAAAUGGCUUCUGUCUUAUUGACCAGCUCACGGUGACAGGAGCUAAUCCCGUCACUGGCGUGAAUACGGCCGGGAAGUGUGUCUGUUACUACGGAUAUAGCGGGCCAAAGUGUGCCACGAAAACGUCUACGACUUCAUCAAAGUCCAAUUCAGGAACCCUCCUAUCGGCCGCCGCCCUUUCUGCAUUAGCUGCGUAUUACCUCUCUCAGCAUAGUAAUAAAGACAGUUAUUAUUAUAAUAAAUACUAAGGGGAAAAAAAGAAAAAGGAAGGAAAUAAAUGAGCCUUCCUUCCUGACUGGAUCUUGUUUACUUUGCCUGUAAAGUAAAAGAUUUGGAAUUAAAUCAUUCA
Molecule: messenger RNA, 549 nt
Organism: Magallana angulata
Lineage: Eukaryota; Metazoa; Mollusca; Bivalvia; Ostreida; Ostreidae
Exons: 4
Coding region: 56-448 (130 amino acids)
Source: RefSeq, a predicted model, not a curated record